This is a messenger RNA of Penicilliopsis zonata CBS 506.65, 1383 nucleotides long. RefSeq lists its product as hypothetical. The record is from RefSeq and is a predicted model, not a curated record. Gene Ontology annotation, biological process: phospholipid catabolic process. The coding region runs from base 1 to 1383 and encodes 460 amino acids. The transcript is spliced from 2 exons. NCBI's taxonomy places the organism in Eukaryota, Fungi, Ascomycota, Eurotiomycetes, Eurotiales, Aspergillaceae. Gene Ontology annotation, molecular function: hydrolase activity, acting on ester bonds.
AUGGCCAGCCCUAUUGCUGCCACCCGUCGCAGCUCCGGCUCCUCCAACUCCAGCUCCGGGGCCCAGGUUAAGUCGGCUCCCUUUGGCUACACGGCCGGCUCCCCCGACUCCAUUGCCAACAUGAAGAGCAAGAUCCAGAAUGUCGUCUGGAUCCUGCUGGAGAACCGUGCCUUUGACAACAUCCUGGGCGGUGUCCAGCGCGAGGGCCUCAGCAACCCCAUCAACGACGGGCCCUUCUACAACCCCCAGAACCUCAGCGACCCGGACGGCGCCACCUGGGCCAGUUUCUACAAGGACUUUGACUCCGUCCUCAACGACCCGGAUCACUCCGUCACCGGCAACAACCUCGAGUUCUACGGUACCUUCACCCCGGACAACGAGGCCAUCGCCAACGGCUCCCUGACCCCCUCCCUCAAGGGCUUCGUCGACAAGCAGCUCCUCUACUACCCGGACCUCGACCCCAAGGUCGCCGCCGAGCAGGUCAUGGGCUACUACUCCGAGGACGAGAUCCCCACCCUCGUCAACCUCGUCGACGACUUUGUCACCUUCAACCACUGGCACUCGUGUGUCCCUGGCCCCACCAAUCCUAACCGCCUGUGUGCUUUGGCUGGUACUGCCGCCGGCCACGGUGAGAACGACGACAGCUUCGACGUCUCCGGUGUGGACGUGACCAGCAUCUUCGAGGUCGCCUCCGCCAACAACAUCUCGUGGAGAAACUACGACGGCACCAACGGCGACUUCCUGCCCGAUUCCAUGUUCUUCAACUGGACCGCGGAUAACGCCGCCGACAACGUGGUGCCCCUCGAGAACUUCUACCAGGAUGCCUACCUGGGCCUGCUCCCCCAGCUGUCCUACAUUAACCCCUCCUGCUGUGGCGUCGACACCAACUCCAUGCACCCCAGCGGCAACGUCUCCUUUGGCCAGGUCCUGGUCAAGCAGAUCUAUGACGCCGUCCGCAACGGCCCCCAGUGGGACAACACCCUGUUCGUCCUCACCUACGAUGAGACCGGUGGUUUCUUCGACCACGUCGCCCCUCCCCUUGCCGUCCGCCCCGACAACCUGACCUACACCGAGACCGCUGCCAACGGCCAGAACUACACCCUCACCUACGACCGCCUGGGCGGCCGCAUGCCCACCUGGCUCAUCUCCCCCUACACCCCCAAGGGCUACAUUGAACAGUAUGGUAUCGACCCUGCCACCGGCAACCCCUACACCUACCACGCCACCUCUGUGCUCAAGACCCUCGGUCUCCUCUGGGAUCUCGAGGACCUGACCCCUCGUGUCUCCCACUCCCCCACCUUUGACCACCUCAUCGGUCCCAAGCUCCGCAAUGAUACUCCCAAGAACCUUGCCACUCCCCACACCUUUGCCAACGCUGUUUAG